Molecule: messenger RNA, 2343 nt
Organism: Musca domestica (house fly)
Lineage: Eukaryota; Metazoa; Arthropoda; Insecta; Diptera; Muscidae
Product: thrombospondin type-1 domain-containing protein 4
Exons: 7
Coding region: 114-2147 (677 amino acids)
Biological process (GO): extracellular matrix organization
Cellular component (GO): extracellular matrix
Molecular function (GO): metalloendopeptidase activity
Source: RefSeq, a predicted model, not a curated record
GGAAAUCAGUUGCAAAAUAUGUCUUUCUAAAAACCAAGACUUUUUUUAAAAAAAAAAUUAUUAAAAUUAUAACUCAACGGAAAAUAUUAAAAAAUUUGAAAACUGCGGAAAAAAUGUGGAAAUUUUGGAUCUUCGUAGUAUUGGCGGUCCACUCUGCCACGGGAGCCAUACGACCAUCGACCACCAAAGAUAGCCAGGAGCGUUGCGGUUCGGUGCUCUGCCAGCGAGUCAAUGAGAUUUUUACCCAAGCGAAAUUGACUCAUGGCUAUAAUUACAUAACCACAAUCCCAGCUGGAGCCAUGAAUUUGACCAUCAAAGAAAUGGCUAAAAGUAAUAACUUAAUAGCUCUGAAAACCAAAGAUGAUAAGUACAUUGUAAAUGGCUACAAUCGUGCCUCGGAGGGUGGCUUCUUCGAGUACAACGAUGACAUUUUCGAUUACAACAAGGAGGCCAGCAUGGUCAAGGCCCGGGGUCCCUUGAAUAACCCCAUUGUUUUAAUGCUUUGGGUGAACGAUUUAAAUCCCGGUGUCCAAUAUUCCUAUGCCCUGCCCGUACCCUCGGCCUCCAUAUCGGAAGCCGAAGAGCUGCAAAGUCAAUGGAAUGAAUUGGGCCAGCCGCUGGAUGAAAUCGACGAGACCCCGCUAAGAGAAAAUUCCCUCGCCAAACCGCGGGAGAAACGUAAGCGUAAAUAUGCCUGGGAGUUGUUGGGUUUUGGCCCCUGCAGUCGUACCUGUGGCCCUGGCAAGCAAUCGCCCAUUUUCCGUUGUACCCGAGAAUCGGAGAGUAAGGAGACAGUGAAACGUUACUAUUCCCCGAAACGUUGUGCCAACAUUGAGAAGGAAACCUUUUUGCCCACAAUUUAUAUGUGUAGUCAUGGCCUGUGCCCGGCCUACUGGAAGAAGGGCGAGUUCGGGGAUUGUCAGUGUUCGAAUGGCUCGGUAGAUGGAUUUAGGUCCAGAGAGGUUCUGUGCUAUCAGGAAAAUAUCAAUGCCACACAUGUCCCAGUGGAUGAGGGUAAAUGUAAAGAGGCCAAACCGGAGACCAAGGAGAGGUGCCACUGCAAAAAGGUCAAGCUCUACAGCAGGAAUGUGGAAAAGGCCAGUCAGCUGUAUCAGAGAUUUAUUGGCAACUCGAACUCCCUUAAGACCGUUAUGAGCAAACGCCAUACAAAUGCCAACAGCUCGAAUCAAACCUCCCUGAAACGCUACAAUCGCGAGGAAAAGGCCGGUGUUUGGUUAAUGUCCGAAUGGAAUCAACAAUGCUCGAAGGAUUGCCUGUAUAACUAUGAGCAUCGCACGACAUAUUGUGAUCGUACCGCCCCCUAUGUAGAUCCCUGCGAUCCAAGUCUGCAGCCAGAAAGUCGUAGAUCUUGUACGAGUCGGGGGCAAUCGUGUCGUCGUGGCAUGUGGUUUGCUUCGGAUUGGAGUAAAUGUUCGGGAGAUUGCCAAAAUCGUCGACGCACCCGUAUGGUGUUGUGCGUCAUGGACGGCUAUGUGGUGGACAAGAAGCAGUGCGAUCCCAAAUCGAAGCCCGUGGAGAUGGCAGUGUGUGCCACCAAGGAUUCGGCCUUCUGUGGUCCCAAAUGGCACUAUUCCGAGUGGUCUGAGUGCUCCCGCACCUGUGGCGAUGGCGUCCAGCGUCGCUAUGCCAAGUGUCUGGAAUACGAUUACAAACUGAAAGAAAUGACCGAAUCGAACAAAUGUAAAUUUCUCGAACGCGAACCCGUCUAUGGCACCUGUAAUCUGGGCAAUUGCGAAGAACUGAGAGCGGCGGCUGCUGGCGGCGGCAGAGUCAUUGACGACAAUGCCCUGACAGUCUAUCAGAGGAGGGUUGGUGCUGGUGUUGGUGGCAGAGCUAGUGGUGGUGUGGUGGCGGAAUACGAUGAUUAUGAUGAUGAAGGUAAUAUUGGUGCUGUUGCUGUGGCUGCUGAGCCCAUCAGCGUUGAAGAAGACGAUGACGACGACGUGGAAGAAAGUUACCAAGAUUUAUCAAGUGGCAACGAGAAAUUAGUGAUAGCUUCGGCGCCAAAAGUAUUGCAGAAUUGUCGUGAGGAAUUGAAUAAUUGUAAGCGUAUCAAUCGUGAGCGUUUGUGCAAAGUUGAUUAUUAUAAGAAAAAUUGUUGUCUAACGUGCCAUGGAUUUUAUUGAGGGCGGAUGGAUAAAAAUGUAAAAUUUGGGGAAAAUCAAGAGAGAGAGAGAGAGAGAGAGAGGAAGGGGGAGGAGAAUAUUGUGAGAGAAGUUUGAAGAAAAAGGGUCAUAAUUAUGAAAAGAAAUAGGGGGUGAGUUUCAGAUACUUGAAAGGAGAAACCCAUUAAAAAAUAUUCAUUUAAGAAAAAAAAUCUUU